Molecule: messenger RNA, 2910 nt
Organism: Sesamum indicum (sesame)
Lineage: Eukaryota; Viridiplantae; Streptophyta; Magnoliopsida; Lamiales; Pedaliaceae
Product: cyclic nucleotide-gated ion channel 1
Biological process (GO): monoatomic ion transport; transmembrane transport
Cellular component (GO): membrane
Molecular function (GO): monoatomic ion channel activity
Source: RefSeq, a predicted model, not a curated record
UGAUCUCUUCUCGAUGAUUGGAAUUUUGUGAUUUUCGUGUCUUUUGUGCUUAAUGAAGUGAUGAUCAUAAGAGAUUCACAGUUCACAGAAGAGGAGAGUAAUAAAGCUGUUUCCUCAACUGGGAACUAUGGAAAGAAAUAUGUUGGAGGAGGUAAAGAGUUUGAGAGAUGGCGACCACACACGAAGCAAUAGACCAAAAUCAAGCCCCAAGAAGAAUGUUGUUGAUCCUCAAGGGCCUUUUCUUCUAAUGUGGAACAAAAUGUUUGUUAUUUCUUGUACGAUUUCCUUAUUCCUGGAUCCGCUUUUCUUCUACGCACCAGUGGUUGAUGCCAAGAACCUAUGUCUAUCCAUGGACGAGAAACUGAAGAUCACUGCCUGUGUUCUUCGCUCAUUCCUUGACAUUUUCUACGUAUUUCAUAUUGUUUUGCAGUUUCGUACUGGAUUCAUUGCCCCUUCUUCUCGAGUAUUUGGAAGGGGCGAGCUGAUCGAGGAUCGUAGAGCGAUAGCCAAACGAUAUCUCUCGUCCUACUUCAUCGUAGACAUUUUGUCAAUUCUUCCUCUACCUCAGGUAGUCAUUCUGAUUGUAAAUGCUCCAAUUUCUCUACCCACAAAUGACCUCCUGAAGAUGGUUAUUUUGGCGCAAUACAUCCCAAGAUCUCUUCGGAUUUAUCCCUUAUCCAAGGAGGUCACAGCUUCAGGCGCAGUAUUUGCUGACACGGCCUGGCCUGCAGCCGCUUACAAUCUCCUUCAAUGCAUCCUUGCCAGUCAUGUGUUUGGAGCACUGUGGUACGUGAUCGCGAUAGAACGCAAGGAGAGAUGUUGGCGGAUGGCAUGUAGUGAUCAUAAUGGUUGUAAGUUAGAGGAUCUUUAUUGCGGGGUGGGCCGUGGAGACACUUCAUUUCUGAAUUCUUCAUGUCCGCUUCUUGAGCCUGACCAGAUAAUGAGCCCUGCAGACUUUGACUUCGGCAUGUUUCUUUAUGCUCUUAAGUCUCAUGUGGUUGAACAAACAGACUUCACUAGGAAAUUCUUCAAUUGCUUUUGGUGGGGCUGGCGAAAUUUGAGUUCAUUGGGUCAGAAUCUGAAUACAAGCAAUUCUGUAGGAGAAAUUAUUUUUGCCCUCUUCAUCUCCAUCACUGGGCUGGUUCUGGUUGCGUCUGUCAUCAGCAGCAGCAUACAGAAAUUUGUACAGUCCGUCGCUGGUAGGCUAGAAGAGGCGAGAAUGAGACGUCAGGAUAUUGAGCAAUGGAUGUCCCACCGCAUGCUUCCUCAGGACUUGAGGGCUCGUAUAAGACGAUACGAACAGUACAAAUGGCAAGAGAAAAGAGGCGUCGAGGAACAAUCCUUGAUCAGUAACUUUCCUAAGGAUUUGAGGAGGGACAUCAAGCGCCAUCUCUGCUGGACUUUAUUAACAAGAGUGCCGGUUUUUGAGAGAAUGGACGAACAGUUGUUGGAUGCAAUGUGUUCUUGUCUAAAGCCCGUUCUCUACACGGAGAACAGCUUUAUUUUUCACGAGGGAGAUCAUGUUGAUGAGAUGCUAUUCAUAAUGAAAGGUAACAUAUUGACUAUGACAACAAAUCGUGGCGGAACCAGUUUCUUCAACUCGGUAUAUCUCACAGCUGGAGACUUCUGUGGGGAAGAACUUGUGACAUGGGCUCUCGACCCCAACUCUUGUUCCAGCCUUCCUAUCUCGACCAGAACCGUGCAGGCUGUCAAAGACGUUGAGGCUUUCUGUUUAACGCCGGAUGACUUGAAAUCUGUCAUGUCCCAGUUUAAACAUCUACACAGCAAGCAGCUUCAGCACACUUAUAGGUUCUAUUCCCAGCAGUGGAGGACAUGGGGUGCCUGCUUUAUACAAGCAGCAUGGCGUCAGCAUUACAAAAGGAAGAUUGCAAAGUUGCUGCAAGAAGCAGAAGAUACACUGCAGAAUCCGUUGUCCAAGGAAGGAUCGGGUAGUUUGCCAAGCCUUGCUGCAACCGUUUACGCAUCAAGAUUUGCCACCAAUAUGCUAGGAAACUUGCGAUGUAAUCAUCCACGUAACAUAAUUUCAUCUCCAAGAUUACCACCUCUACUGUUUCAGAAGCCAGCUGAGCCUGAUUUUAGUGCAGGAAAUCCUUCAUAGAAAUCGGUGAUUGUUAGAAUAGUUACUGGAGGCCGCUAAAAUAAGAGUAGUCUACCUCUUGAUUUUAUGCCUCCCAUUUAUAAUUACCAUGCUUGUGUUUACCUCUUCGUACAUAAAAAUCCAAUCGAGUUUAUUCCCACCUUCGUAAAUUUACUCUGACUAGGCAAGUCUUAUGUUGUCCUAUCCACAGACAGAUACAACUUCCACAUGUACACUUUUGGUACAGGCGCAAGACAAGCAAGUUCAUUCCAAAGUUUUGUUAAUUUUGUAAGAUAGGCAGUGAGUGAUAGAUCCUUUUGCAAAACUGAACAAAUAUAUCUCUGUAUUUUGAAACACCAUAGGGCCAUUACUACAGCCAUAUCUGGUCUGUAUUGCAAGCCACAACUCUUGUGAAGACGCACAGCACAUAAAGGCUUCUACGAUAUCUUUUGAGAUGGAAUUCCAGAUCCAUGAUGUCACCAUUAAGUCUACACAUCUCCAUUCCUCAAAUUCGGUGAACCACCGGCAGGUCGUGGAGAAGUUCCAUCUAUGAAGCCGAGCUUCAUCUUCGUGCCAAGAGAUACAUAGACAACACGACUCUAUUGCCAAAUGAGGGAGAAGUCAUCAAUGCACAACAAAUUAAUGUUUAAUGAUUUGAUCAUGUGUGUCUUGUUUGAGCUUCGAUUUCAGGCAGCAUUAAGCCCCAGUUUAAUUAUUACCAUAGGAUCAUAGUGUUGCUGCUGCUCCUCCAUCAGUUUCAUUUGGAUAUUUUGAAUCAUUCAUUUAGGACACUUUAUAACAUCUUAUCAAAA